This is a messenger RNA of Orbilia oligospora ATCC 24927, 708 nucleotides long. RefSeq lists its product as uncharacterized. NCBI's taxonomy places the organism in Eukaryota, Fungi, Ascomycota, Orbiliomycetes, Orbiliales, Orbiliaceae. Gene Ontology annotation, cellular component: ribonuclease MRP complex; ribonuclease P complex. Bases 1 to 708 code for a protein of 235 amino acids. The transcript is spliced from 2 exons. The record is from RefSeq and is a predicted model, not a curated record. Gene Ontology annotation, biological process: tRNA 5'-leader removal; rRNA processing. Gene Ontology annotation, molecular function: ribonuclease P RNA binding.
AUGUCGACUUCAAUGGAACCAUUCGCCCAGUCCUUACUGCAUCUGGCCCAUCCAGAUGAUGAUGCAGAAGCGACCCGUAUAUACAAAGAAAAAGUCGCCUACCGUCCCCUCGACUUCCGAAAACUUACUGCUUCCACAGCAAAACAAACCGACCAACGAGCCCGUCGACGCGAACUGCGUCUUGCCAAGAAGUUAAAAAAGGCCUCGUCAAAACCAUCGUCAAAGCCGAAACCUCUGUCUGCACGUGAAAAGCGUGCGUUAGGAGUUUAUGAUAUCCCCAAGGAAGCCCAGAAAUAUGCAAUCUACGAACCAUUGAAUAAACUAUGGAUAGGAUACAUCCAUGAAAUUCUGAAAGGAAGCUUUGGAAAUAAUGGAACAGCCGGUCAAGCGACGGCGGCUAAGCUUUGUGCUGCGGAUUUCCACGGCUGCGAAGUUGAAGUUGUGAGGAAUCGUUGUCCCAGCCGAGUGGGUGUCAAAGGGAUCGUGGUGAAAGACACGAAAAUGACAUUCGUGAUUGUGACGAAGAAGGAUGAAAUUAAACAUAUACCGAAGGAGCACUCGGUGUUUCGGUUUGAAAUACCGUGGCCAGAUACGACGAAGGAAGGUGCUGAGCCGAUUGUUCUGGAGUUGCAUGGUUCGAAUUUUAUGUUUAGAGCUGCGGAGAGGAUGAAUAAGAAAUUCAAGGCGAAGGCGAUGGAUGACUUGUGA